GGCGGAGCCGCGCGUGCGCACGGCUGAGGCGCGCCCUUAGCGGCCGUUGAAAAAUGGCGACUGUCGCCGAGCUGAAGGCUGUUUUAAAGGACACCUUGGAAAAAAAAGGGGUUUUAGGGCAUUUAAAAGCAAGAAUCCGAGCUGAAGUCUUCAAUGCCCUGGACGAUGACUGUGAGCCCCGACCAUCACUGUCUCAUGAAAACCUUCUAAUUAAUGAGUUAAUUCGGGAGUAUUUGGAAUUCAACAAAUACAAGUACACAGCAUCUGUCCUCAUAGCAGAAUCUGGUCAACCUGUGGUUCCAUUGGACAGGCAAUUUCUCAUACGUGAACUGAAUGCUUUUGAAGAAUCAAAGGAUAACAGGAUACCUCUUCUGUAUGGAAUUUUAGCUCAUUUCUUGCAUGGUACUAAGAACAGCUUCCAAAGUGCAUUUCUGAGCCAGUCUUCACUCCAGCUUCCAAAUCCUCGUCUCGGUGAUGGGAGAAAGCCGAUGGAUGACCACCUGAGAAGGGAGAGAGGGAUGGGCACUGCUACUGAUACUCUUCACACUUCUCCAGCAGUGAAGAGAUGACACUUGUACCCAGAGAUCUUUUAUCUCAAACUCGAUUGUGCUACAUAACUAUUUAUUACUCCAACAUUACCAACAUGCACCACUACUAUUUGUAUUUUGGGGGAACUUGAGUUUCUGCAAAAACACUUAGUCCCUCAGGUUUUACUGCAUUUGUGAAUAAAAGCUAACUCUGUCAUCUGGCUUACUGGAUAUGCCUGGAUAAAAAAUGUAUUGUUUUUAAGUAGUAUUUUAAAGGUCCUUAAGUUUGUGAAAACUGAGAGUGCCUUUUUAAUACUUUGUUCUAAAACCAUACAGGUCUUUAGCCAUUUCUCUGCUUGUU
Molecule: messenger RNA, 888 nt
Organism: Castor canadensis (American beaver)
Lineage: Eukaryota; Metazoa; Chordata; Mammalia; Rodentia; Castoridae
Gene: Cep20
Product: centrosomal protein 20
Biological process (GO): microtubule anchoring; cilium assembly
Cellular component (GO): ciliary basal body; motile cilium; centrosome
Molecular function (GO): protein binding
Source: RefSeq, a predicted model, not a curated record